Molecule: messenger RNA, 957 nt
Organism: Stylonychia lemnae
Lineage: Eukaryota; Ciliophora; Spirotrichea; Sporadotrichida; Oxytrichidae
Source: the annotation of a GenBank genome assembly
AUGAGUUAAUUAGAGGAAAAAUUCGAAUUGUCUUAGACAGACUCAGCGAGACUAAGCACUCACAUCAAUAAUAAAUCUCGCUAGAACAUCCAAGCUUAUAAAACUAGUAAAGAAGUCAAAUUAAAGCAAUAAAAGCUGAAUUCAAGGAACAUUAAUAUGCAUGGAGGCAUGAGCAAUGAUAUUUCUCCAAGAAUGUCUAUAAAUACGUCAUCUGCAAUGUCUAAGCAAACAUAAGAUGCAAAUUUUGACAGACUAUAUAACAAUUUUAAGAUGUAUGAGUAGAGGCGGAACAUCAAGCUUGAGAAAUUGCAAUAGGAGGAACUUUUGAAGAUGUAAGAUAAGCCUCAGAUUACAUAAAAAUCAGAGACAAUAAUGAAGUCAAAGGCAGAUAGACUGCCUAUCUACUCUGAGAAAAGAAUAAAGAAAGAGAGGAUUAUGAAGGAAUAGAUGGAGAUUUAAUUGAAACUUUAAAAUUAAGACCAUAAGGAAGAAGUGAUAGAGGAAAAAUCUCCCUCAAAAAUCAACCCUGAAAGAUUCAUUCAAAACAUGGAAUAAAGGCAAGCUAAGUUUAAAAGCAAAUGGAAUCAAAACAAGAAACUUGACUCAGUAACAAGGAAUGAAGUUUUCCCGCAUAAACCAUUGAUUAAUGAUUAUAAUAAAACUCAAAAACUGUUUAAUAGCUCGUUAAGGUCAACAAAGCUUUCUGGCCUUCAGGAAAAAUCAGGCUUAAUAAAAAUGCAAGAAUAUUAAGAAUUGAAAACUGAGAGACUUUAAAAGAACUCUGAACUUCUACUGAGCCAAACAUGUACAUUUAAGCCAUCAAUUAAUAAAGAGUACAAGCCCAAAAAGGUUUAGAAGAGUAAAGAGACCAGUUAUAAGGCAUUUCAAUAAAUAUUCUCUGAAUUCAAGCAUUCUGAUGAUAUACUUGGACUGCUGUAAGGAUACUCUGCCAAUUGA